UGCGCUCAGCGGACAAAGGACUCCGGAAGAGCGGGUCGUCGGGCGGGGGUUUUCAUUCGUGUCGGCGCCUGCACUUCGAUGCGGCGCGAUCUGUGAGCCCGCAAACCGGGACACUGCUCGACUUGGUCUCUCUCUCAGCCCCACGAUCCUCACCCGGGCCGGGAGCAGUUUGCGACUGGCGAACGAAGGUGCUGGCGUGAAGUGUCAGUACAGAGGCCUAAAGUAAGUCGGUAAAAGGAAGGGAUGGUCAAUCGGAGCGGUCAUUGUCAGAGUGUGCAAGUGUUAGAGUGCGAAGGCUUUGGCUCCACAGGCAGAAGGACAAGGAAGAAGAGCUACGUGAAUCAACCUUUGGUCUGAGCAAGAAUUUAUUUACACAGCCUGAAGACUGUACAGCACUUUAAAUUAACAUCAUAUAAUUGAAAAUCCAGCUACAAGGUAACGAAGGCCAUCUACAUGGGAGCAUUUCCAUUACCAUGUGGCCAUGCACCCAUGCACCUUGUUGACCCCAGAAGAUGAAGUGCCUCAUCCCAAAUGGAAAGAUGUUUCGUGUCUGAAAUUAAGUUUUCUGUUGUAACUCUGUGAAAUCCCCUGGAACCAGCGUGCUGAGAACACACCUGCAUUUGCUCACGAGAGAUCAGUCUUUCAACUGCGUUAAUUCACCACGCCUGACAUCUGACUUGAUGAACUGCCAGCGAAUUGAUAGAGAAAUGUGUGAAGGGAUUCGCUCACUCAUCCCACCUGCAGGCACACACUUGAGUUCACACUGAGGAGAGGUUGUUCACCUGUUCUGUGUGUGGGAAGGGAUUCACUCGGUUAUCCAGCCUACAGACACACCAGACAGUUCACACUGGGGAGAAGCCGUUCACAUGUUCAGACUGUGGGAAGGGAUUCGCUCACUCAUCCCACCUGCAGGCACACACUUGAGUUCACACUGGGGAGAGGUUGUUCACCUGUUCUGUGUGUGGGAAGGGAUUAGCUUGGGCAUACAGCCUACAGAACACAACAGAGAUGCCGUUCACCUGCUCAGACUGUGGGAAGGGAUUUCCUCAGUCUUCUCAACUGAAGGUACAUCAGCAAAUUCAUACUGGGGAGAAGCCAUUCACCUGUUCAGAAUGUGGGAUGGCCUUCACUACCUCAUUCAGACUACAAAGACACCAGCAAGUCCACACUGGGGAGAGGCCGUUCACCUGUUCAGUGUGUGGGAAGGGAUUCACUCGGUUAUCCAGCCUACAGACACACCAGACAGUUCACACUGGGGAGAAGCCGUUCACAUGUUCAGACUGUGGGAAGGGAUUCGCUCAGUCAUCCCACCUACAGACACACCAGGCACUUCACACUGGGGAGAGGCCAUUCACUUGCUCAAAUUGUGGGAAACGAUUUACUCGGUCAUCUGAGCUACUGGCACACCAAUCAGUUCACACUGGGGAGAGGCCUUUCAUCUGCUUAGACUGUGGGAAGGGAUUCAUUUGGUCAUCUCAACUUAAAGUACAUCAGCGAAUUCACACUGGGGAGAAGCCAUUCAUCUGUUCAGAUUGUGGGAAGGGAUUUAUUCGGUCAUCUGACCUACGGGCUCACCAGUUAAUUCACACUGGGGAGAGGCCAUUCACCUGCUCAGAUUGUGGAAUGGGGUUUACUUACUUAUCCAAACUGCAGAGACACCAACGAGUUCACACUGGCGAGAGGCCAUUCACCUGUUCUCUGUGUGGGAAGGGAUUCACUCGGCUAUCCAGCCUGCAGAUACACCAGUCAGUUCACACUGGGGAGAGGCCGUUUACCUGUUCAGAAUGUGGAAAGGGAUUCACUCAGUCAUCCCAUCUACAGAGACACCUGUCAGUUCAUACUGGGGAGAAGCCGUACACCUGUUCAGACUGUGGGAAGGGAUUUGCUUCUUCAUCUGAACUGAUGGUACACCAGCGAAUUCACACUGAGGAGAGGCCGUUCACCUGCUCAGAUUGUGGGAAAGGAUUCACUCGGUCAUCUGACCUGCUAGCACACCAGCGAGUUCACACUGGGGUGAGGCCAUUCACCUGCUCAGACUGUGGGAAGGGAUUCACUCAGUCAUCUCAACUGAAGGUACACCAGCGAGUACACACUGGGGAAAGGCCAUUCACCUGCUCAUUCUGUGGGAAGGGGUUCACUCGGUCAUCUCACCUAUAUACACACCAGUCAGUUCACACCGGGGAGAGGCCGUUCACCUGCUCAGACUGUGGGAAGGGAUUCACUCACUCAUCCAACCUACAGAGACACCAGCGAGUUCACACAGGAGAGAGGCCAUUCACCUGUUCUAUAUGUUGGAAAGAAUUCACUCGAUUAUCCAGCCUGCAGACACACCAGUCAGUUCACACUGGAGAGAUGCUGGUCACCCUCUCAGACUGUGGAAAGGGAUUCACUCAGUCGUACGAUCUGCAGACAAAUCAGUCAAUUCCUACUGGGAGGAACGAUUGCGGGAAGAGUUUCAUUCAGUUAUCCAGUCUUGUGACACAGGACUGAGUUCACAGCGGAAAAGGUUUAAAUGAGCUGCAUGCAGAAUAUUUAACCUUCAUGGUGGCUGAAUCCAGAGGCAGGCUCAAAGGUGACUUAGUGUCGAACUCUGAAAAUAUUGCUGCUGCUCAUCACAUCAGUUCUCUUGCUGAAUUCCACCUUUAUUCGGACUGGAGUCUAAUAUUCUGGAUCUGUGACUAAUAAAUAAGUUCUAAACUCUG
Molecule: messenger RNA, 2702 nt
Organism: Hypanus sabinus (Atlantic stingray)
Lineage: Eukaryota; Metazoa; Chordata; Chondrichthyes; Myliobatiformes; Dasyatidae
Product: zinc finger protein 226-like
Exons: 2
Coding region: 1009-2490 (493 amino acids)
Biological process (GO): regulation of transcription by RNA polymerase II
Cellular component (GO): nucleus
Molecular function (GO): DNA-binding transcription activator activity, RNA polymerase II-specific; RNA polymerase II cis-regulatory region sequence-specific DNA binding
Source: RefSeq, a predicted model, not a curated record